AUGGAUAAAAUCAAAAGUAUAUUACAUCGUAAUGGUGAGGGUUCAACGUCAUCAUAUGAAGGACAUCCACAUGAUUUAAAUGAGAAAGCAGAAUUAAAUGUUCAUCAAAGAGUUGUUAAUGAUGAUUUUGAAGCAGAUAGAAAACAACCAGAUCUUGAAUUAGUUGUAUCAAAAUCUCAAGAAUUUGAUCCUGUCACAUCUAAUUUAAUAAAUGAUAUUAUUGAUGAUGGUUAUGCAGGUGUUCAUGUUGAAGAUGAUUCUCCAUAUCCAGAAGUUAGAUCAGCUGUUCCAAGUUCAGAUGAUUUCGAAAUGCCACAAGCAACUAUCAGAGCAUGGACUUUGGGUUUAAUAUUAACUACUAUUGGGUCUGCUAUGAAUAUGUAUUUUUCACUUCAUUCUCCAACUAUUGUUAUUUCAACCAUGGUUACAUCAAUUUUAGCUUAUCCAAUGGGAAGAUUUUGGGCUUUUGCUUUCCCAAAUGUUAAAAUAUUUGGUCUUCCAUUAAAUCCAGGACCAUUCAAUUUAAAAGAACAUGCAGUUAUCACAAUUAUGGCUAAUGCUUCAUUUAAUGGUGGUGCUGCUUAUGCUACUGAUAUUUUAGUUUCAAUGAAUAAAUUUUAUAACGUUGAUUUUGGUGUUGGAUUUGCUUUAGUUGCAAUUCUUUCAACAAAUUUAAUAGGAUUUUCAAUGGGUGGUUUAAUCAGAAAG
Messenger RNA from Lodderomyces pseudojiufengensis, 708 nucleotides. It is a transcript of the gene OPT1, whose product is annotated as oligopeptide transporter. The transcript has a single exon. Gene Ontology annotation, biological process: transmembrane transport. Gene Ontology annotation, molecular function: oligopeptide transmembrane transporter activity. The annotation marks the transcript as partial. The record is from RefSeq and is a predicted model, not a curated record. NCBI's taxonomy places the organism in Eukaryota, Fungi, Ascomycota, Pichiomycetes, Serinales, Debaryomycetaceae.